AAACAUAUGAAUUUCACUUCUUGACAAAACUCACUUCCCAUUCCAUCUCUUACCUACAAUUAUAAUAUUACAUCAACCUCAUAACCCAUUCACCUGAAGACACACUUCAACCCACAAUAACAACUGAAGCCCACAACUCCCCAUAUACAAGCAACCACACGCUCUACAAUGGCGCCGAAACGUCCUCUCGACGACACCGAACCCAGACACUCCGCACACUCCACUACAAAGAAACCUAGGAAGGGAUUCACUGUCGGCCCCGACCAUCUUCCUGAUGGCACAUACAAGCGGAAAGUCCAAAAGAUCAAAAAAGACCUCAUCCACAAAGCCAAAGUAAAGAAGGCCUACGCGAAACUCAAAGAGCGCGAAGCACUCGAAGAAGCCGAACGACGGAACCGCCAAGCACACGUCGGGACCGUCGCAAACCAUACGAAUACCGGCGCCACCGAGAACGCCGAGCCUUCCCAGACAACCGACGCACCAGAGGCACCUCCAGCCGAGCCAGCAAUUCAUCCAGACCGCCAGGCGCACUUUGAGCCCGAAGACGACGACACAUCCGGGUCGGACAGCGACGAUUCUGAUGACGCGGGAGGCAAACCGCCGCGAAGAAUCGGAUGGCGAGGCGUAAAAGGGGGUUAUGGUGAUGAUGAGGAUGGGGAGGGAGGACGAGGAAGGUAUCAGCGUCAGCGAAGGCCAAAGCCGAUGCCGUUUACAAAGGAACGGCGACUGGCAGACAAACGAAAGGCCGAGGCCGAGGAGCGCCGCAGGCAGCGCGAAGAGGCGGAGAAGCAGCGCCAGCAGAAGCGCGACGAGCGGGAGCGGUUCCGGAAAGCAAUGGCCAAAGCGCGCACGGGUGGCAAGAAUGGACAGAGGAAGCUGGGAAGAGAGAGCAAUGUGUUGCUUGAGAAGGCGAAGAAACUUAUGGGUGAGAGUUGAAGCUGAUCUUCGUCAUACUUUGUCAUACUCGUCAUACUCGAGAAUGGCAGAGCCUGUGAGGGCCCGAGGAUGUGUGUAGUGCAAGGUGCACUUUGAACGAAUGAUUAGGCGUAUGGACAGACCAAAAAAAAGUUUGACUCGGUGGAUUGAAGCCGUUGCUUUCUAUUUGCUUUAACUCGACAAGGCGCAGCGCCCUAUCGAUGUUGUAAUUAUACCUUUGAUAUCAUAGUCAUGGAGGCGUUUCGCAUUUCGAUUUUUAAAAAUGGAAAUACAGAUGAUUUAACUGGCACUCAA
Messenger RNA from Xylona heveae TC161, 1230 nucleotides. RefSeq lists its product as hypothetical. The record is from RefSeq and is a predicted model, not a curated record. The coding region runs from base 169 to 936 and encodes 255 amino acids. Lineage: Eukaryota; Fungi; Ascomycota; Xylonomycetes; Xylonales; Xylonaceae. The transcript is spliced from 2 exons.